AUGGCAAACAAAUCCUUAUCUCUCCGCACUGUAGAGGAAUCCAAGGAAACUCUCUUUACAUCUGAUGAAGAGGCGGUGUACAGGAUUCCUGCUCUAAUCUACCUCGGAGACGACAAUAUCCUGGCCUUUGCAGAGCGCAGGAAGACUAUAGAUGAUGCCAGCACAGUGGCGCUGGACAUGAGAGCAGGAAAGGUGAACAGGAUUAAGGGAACCAAUCCUGCAGUGACGAUUGAGUGGUCAGAUCUAAAUCCAGUUAAGGAGGCACAACUUCCUGGAUACCGUCCUAUGAACCCCUGCCCGGUGUAUGAGAAGAACAGCAAAACACUGUACCUGUUCUUCAUCUGUGUCAAAGACGGAGUCACAGAGCAGGAACAGAUUAAGUCCGGCAACAACCAGACCCAUCUCUGCUACAUCAAGAGCACUGAUGAUGGCCAAACCUGGAGUGAGGUGACUGAAAUCACUGAAAAUGAGUUGGUUGAAAUCGAGCAGUGGGCCACAAUGGCUGUUGGGCCAGGCCAUGGUAUUCAAAUGAAGAGUGGUAGAUUGAUUGUCCCACUUUAUGCUUAUUAUCGUCAUGGCUGUUGCUGUUGCUUUUACUGUUGCUGUUGCUGUAAUUCUUCCUUUGCACUCUGCCUGUACAGUGAUGAUCAGGGUAACAUUUGGAAAUUGAGCAAGAAACUUGAAAUGAAAUCCAAUGAAUGUGAAAUGGCAGAGGUUUUUGAUGAUACAGGCAAGAGCAUAAUCUACUGCAAUGCUCGUAAUGCAAAGUAUCGAGUCGGAGCUGUCAGUGAAGAUGGAGGUAAAGAGUUUAGCUCCUUUGAAAAAAAACACCUUAAACCUGCCUGUUGUGACAACAAGUCUAAACUUGUGGACACAGGCACAGGCUGUCAGGGAAGUGUAGUGUCCUUUCCAGAUCAAAGUGAAGUGCAGCCAGAUCAUAACAAGUGGCUCCUCUACAGCCACCCGACUGAUAAGCACAAAAGGGUUAAAUUAGGAGUGUAUCUGAACAAAACCCCACAGGAUCCAACACAAUGGAGCAAACCCUGGAUCAUCAACAGUGGACCCAGUGGUUAUUCAGACCUGGCUUACAUUGAUGAUGGUUGGUUUGUUUGUUUAAUGGAGUGUGGGAAGCAUGCAUACACUGAGCAGAUAGUGUGUCGGAUUUUUAGCUACGAUGAUGCGGAGCAGGCCAUUGCAGAGUAG
Molecule: messenger RNA, 1203 nt
Organism: Scomber japonicus (chub mackerel)
Lineage: Eukaryota; Metazoa; Chordata; Actinopteri; Scombriformes; Scombridae
Product: sialidase-3-like
Exons: 2
Coding region: 1-1203 (400 amino acids)
Biological process (GO): ganglioside catabolic process; oligosaccharide catabolic process
Cellular component (GO): membrane; lysosome; cytoplasm
Molecular function (GO): exo-alpha-sialidase activity
Source: RefSeq, a predicted model, not a curated record